AACAUGCUGGAACUACUGGAGGACAUGGCUAGUGGAGUGCCACCAGAGAAAGUGCGAUCCUACACCUACCAGUUGUGUAAGGCAAUACACUGGUGCCAUAGCAACGACAUCAUACACAGAGAUAUCAAGCCUGAGAAUUUGCUGAUUAGCAGUGGAGAUGUUCUGAAGCUCUGUGAUUUUGGCUUUGCUCGCACCAUCAACAAUGGAAUGAACGGCAUGUACACGGACUAUGUUGCGACACGGUGGUAUCGCUCUCCGGAAUUGCUGCUUGGUGCCCCCUAUGGCAAGGCAGUAGACAUCUGGUCUAUCGGCUGCAUUCUUGGAGAGCUUGCAGACGGUCAGCCCCUGUUCCCGGGCGAGAGUGAGAUAGAUCAGCUCUACGUCAUCCAGAAGAUUGUCGGACAAUUGCCGCCCGAUCAGAUGAACAUGUUCUAUAACAACGCUCGAUUCUCCGGGUUAAAGUUUCCAUCAGUGUCCAAGCCACAGACUAUCGUGAAAAGAUACCAGGGAAUACUCAGUAGCGUCAUGAUAGACUUUAUGGUGCAAACACUAAGGCUAGAGCCUACAGACAGGUUCACGAUAGAGGAUUGCCUGGACCCACGUGUCCUUCCAGACAGAACGUCUUCUCAACCGGGGAAGCCAGGUGCCCAUCAAGCACAUCGACACUCAUAA
This is a messenger RNA of Dreissena polymorpha, 672 nucleotides long. RefSeq names its product cyclin-dependent kinase-like 5. Lineage: Eukaryota; Metazoa; Mollusca; Bivalvia; Myida; Dreissenidae. The record is from RefSeq and is a predicted model, not a curated record. Gene Ontology annotation, biological process: regulation of dendrite development; protein phosphorylation; positive regulation of axon extension. Gene Ontology annotation, cellular component: nucleus; dendrite cytoplasm. Gene Ontology annotation, molecular function: ATP binding; protein kinase activity.